This is a messenger RNA of Penicillium olsonii, 1791 nucleotides long. Lineage: Eukaryota; Fungi; Ascomycota; Eurotiomycetes; Eurotiales; Aspergillaceae. The record is from the annotation of a GenBank genome assembly.
AUGAACUCCUUCCUUUUGGCUAUGUCCCUCGCUGGAUUGACCAGCGCGUCGGACUUUGAAAUCACCAAGCGUGGUGGCUCCGACUGGCACUUCUAUGAAGCCGUCAACGAUGACUUGGCACGCUAUACAAUUCUGGCCCUAGGCCUUACAGCCGCAGCCUAUUACAUCUGGCAGAUUGCUUUCCGUUUCUCGCAUCACCUUCGACGCCUUGCUAGUUUCAGCGAUGACCGACAACGAUACUUCAUAUCGACAUCUGAUACUUUCUCAUGGAUCAAGGAGCACAUCAUCUAUGCGGCGCUCUUCCGCACCCGACACAAUCAGGAACUUCAACUCUCGUCGGCUAUCAACAUGGGCACCCUGCCCAGCCGAUUCCAUGCGUUCCUUGUGAUUGGUGUUGUCGCUAUGAACAUCACCCUGUGCUGUGUGACGACCCCUUACGGAGGCGAGGAAAGCUCAGUGGCCGGCAUUGUGCGCAAUCGCACUGGUACCAUGGCGACUGUCAACUUGAUCCCGCUCAUCAUCAUGUCCGGCCGUAACAACCCCCUUAUUGCAAUGCUUCAUGUUCCUUUCGACACAUGGAACUUGCUUCACCGAUGGCUGGGUCGCAUCGUGGUCCUGGAGGCUCUCGCCCACGUGUUCGCCUGGGCUAUCCCCAAGGGCAACGAGAAGGGCUGGGACAUCGUCGGCAAGGCCAUCUUCGGAAGCAGCUUCCUCCUGACUGGAUUUGUGGCCGCUGUCGCCUUCGCCGCGUUGCUAUUCCACUCGCCCUCGCCUAUUCGCCAUGCAUUCUACGAGACCUUCUUGCACCUUCACAUUGCAAUUGCAGCCCUUUGCAUGGGCUUCCUUUGGGUUCAUCUCAAUGGGUACGCUGCGCAGACCUACCUGCUCGCGACUAUCAUUCUCUGGGCCCUCGAGCGUGCUACUCGUUUGCUCAUCAUUGUCUACCGUAACUGUGGUCGCGAGUCUACCACCGCAUUUGUCGAGGCAAUGCACGGUGAUUGCAUGCGUAUCACUCUGCGCAUGGCCCGCCCCUGGAAGUUCCGCCCAGGCCAGCACAUCUAUCUCUACAUUCCCGCUGUGGGAUGGACCACUUCGCACCCCUUCUCUGUCGGCUGGAGCGAGACACAUGACAGUGUCUCCGACGAGAAGUCCCUGCCCCUCACAGGCCAGGACCUUCUCAACGUGCCGCAAAAGGAAUCCAUUUCCCUCUUGGUUCGUCGCCGCACCGGUAUGACCGACAAGCUCUUCCAGCGUGCAGUGAACGCCCCCGACUCCAAGAUUACCCUGCGCGCCUUUGCCGAAGGCCCAUACGGAAAUAUUCACACAAUGGACUCAUACGGCACUGUGAUGCUCUUUGCUGGAGGUGUCGGUAUCACUCACCAUGUUCCCUUCGUCCGCCAUCUGGUUGACGGCUUCGCGAACGGCACUGUCGCUGCCCGUCGCGUCACCCUUGUCUGGAUCAUUCAGUCCCCGGAACACCUGGAGUGGAUCCGGCCCUGGAUGACCAGCAUCUUGGCCAUGGAUCGUCGUCGUGAAGUGCUCCGCAUCAUGCUGUUCAUUACCCGACCACGCAACACGAAGGAAAUCCAGAGCCCGUCUGCAACCGUGCAGAUGUUCCCUGGCCGCCCGAACGUCGAUACCCUCGUUGGUAUGGAGGUCGAGAACCAAAUCGGUGCAAUGGGUGUGCUGGUCUGUGGUAAUGGUGGUUUGAGUGAUGAUGUUCGCCGUGUUUGCAGGAGGCGACAGAAUCAUUCCAAUGUUGAUUUCGUGGAAGAGAGUUUCUCAUGGUAA